Messenger RNA from Poecilia reticulata (guppy), 1640 nucleotides. Its product is annotated as carbohydrate sulfotransferase 6-like. Gene Ontology annotation, cellular component: Golgi membrane. The record is from RefSeq and is a predicted model, not a curated record. Gene Ontology annotation, molecular function: N-acetylglucosamine 6-O-sulfotransferase activity. NCBI's taxonomy places the organism in Eukaryota, Metazoa, Chordata, Actinopteri, Cyprinodontiformes, Poeciliidae. Gene Ontology annotation, biological process: N-acetylglucosamine metabolic process; carbohydrate metabolic process; sulfur compound metabolic process.
GGUUGUCGGCUUUCUUACCUGCGUGUUGUACCCCGGCUUAGGGACAGUUUUCCCUGCCUCAGGGACCCGCCUGUUUCUCCCACCCACCAGCCUCCGCCCAGCCCACUGCCCAUCCAGUUCAGCACGACAGAGCAACCGGACACGUCUCAGAAAGCUCCGCUCUGUACCCAAUCGGGCCGCGGGAGUCAUUUGUCCGUCUUCUGUAGCGGAGAGCGGCGGGGAGUACCGCGGGAUUUAGGGACACGGUGGACCGAACGACGACUCCCCGCUGGAAGACAGCGAAACGACGAAAAAAUAGUUAAAGAAGCUUAAAGUGACCUCCAGUCAUGAGUCCCCGUUGCAGAGUGAACUUCAACACUAUGAUUUUCCUGGUCGUCCUGCAGGGGGCAGCAGUUGUGCUCUUCUGCAACUGGUACUACCAGCUGAGCCCCUGCGACUCGCCUCCCCAAAAAGGCAAGAUUCACGUUUUGCUGCUGUCGUCGUGGCGAUCAGGUUCGUCCUUCCUGGGUCAGGUUUUCAGUCAGCACCCGUCUGUGUUCUACCUCAUGGAGCCCGGGUGGCAUGUUUGGACCAAAAUAGAGAAACCUGGUGCACGAGUUCUCCGAAUGGCUGUGAGGGAUCUAAUGCGGAACUUGUACCAGUGUGACUUCUCAGUGAUGGAUUCCUACAUGCCUGAGAACUACAAUAUGUCCACUUUGUUUAUGUUUCACCACAGUCGGGCACUGUGCUCACCUCCUGCAUGCUCCCUCACACGACGUAGUGACAUGAGCAACGAGACUCUUUGCCAAAAGAAAUGUGAUUCUCAAGGUUUGGAGACGGUGGAGAAGGCCUGCCACACUUACAGCCAUGUGGUGUUAAAAGAAACUCGUUUUUUUGAGCUGGAAUCACUUUAUCCCCUUUUUCAAGACCCAAGCCUGGACCUCCGCAUCAUUCACCUCGUUCGAGACCCUCGGGCCGUGAUACGGUCGAGAGAGGAAUCAGCCAAGUCUUUUGACGUGGACAACGCCAUCGUCUUGGAGCAAAGAAACGUACCAGCAGCCAGUAUCCAGUACGAAGUGAUGCAGGAGAUCUGCAGAAGCCACGUACGCAUCAACGAAAGGGCAAUCCUGAAGCCACCUCCGUUUCUGGAAGGUCGCUACAAAAUGAUUCGGUAUGAAGACGUGGCACGCAACCCGCUGAAGGAGAUUAAUGAUAUUUAUAAGUUUGUCGGUUUAGAGAUGACCAGUCAGAUGGAGGAAUGGAUCUACAAGGUGACCCACGGAAAAGGGAAAGGCAGCAAGAAAGAGGCUUUCCAGAUCACCUCUAGGAAUGCCAAUGAGGUGUCACAGGCGUGGCGCACCGUACUGCAACACAGCAAGGUCAAACGCAUUCAGGAGCUGUGCAAAGGGGCCAUGUUGCUGCUCGGCUACCGGACAGUUGACAGCGAAAAAGAGCAGAAGAGACUCGACAUAGAUCUGCUGGUUCCACGUGAACCUUAUGAGUUCAGCUGGGUUUCAGCUAAAUCUCAGCACACAGGGAGCAACUAGAGCAGGUUCCCCAAACUUUUUCCUGUGAGGGCCACUUAACUUUUCCCUCCUCUGGUGGAGGGCCGGAGUCAGUUUGUAACAGAAAAAGUGUGACGAUUGCAGGAGUGCCUAAAU